Messenger RNA from Ornithorhynchus anatinus (platypus), 2140 nucleotides. RefSeq names its product synaptophysin like 1 (gene SYPL1). The coding region runs from base 36 to 740 and encodes 234 amino acids. Lineage: Eukaryota; Metazoa; Chordata; Mammalia; Monotremata; Ornithorhynchidae. The transcript is spliced from 5 exons. The record is from RefSeq and is a predicted model, not a curated record. Gene Ontology annotation, cellular component: synaptic vesicle membrane; synaptic vesicle.
CUCCCGCCGCUUCCCGCCGCUCGCCCCCCGUUGGGAUGUCCGCCCUCCAGAUCAACCUCAACCCGCUCAAGGAGCCCAUCGGCUUCAUUAAACUCCUCGAAUGGGUGUCAUCCAUCUUUGCUUUUGCCACCUGUGGAGGCUUUCAUGGCACAACCAAAAUCUUGGUUUCCUGUAAAGACGUUGUUAAUCAGUCUGUUUCUGCUGCUUUUGCCUAUCCUUUCAGGUUGAAUCAUGCCAACUUUCAUUCGGAACCGGCAACGCUGUGUAACAAAACCUGGAGUAAGUUUGUUCUGAUAGGAGACUUCUCUUCUUCUGCCCAGUUCUUUGUAACUUUUGCAGUCUUUGUUUUCCUCUACUGCAUGGCUGCCCUCGUGCUGUAUAUUGGUUACAUGAACCUUUAUCGGGAGAAUCGCAAGUUGCCGAUGAUCGACUUUGGUAUUACGAUUGUCGCUACCUUUCUGUGGUUGGUGAGCACUGCAGCCUGGGCUAAGGCCCUCACAGAUAUUAAAAUAGCCACGGGGGAAAGUGUGCUUCACGAGCUUGACCCUUGUAAGGGAAUCACCUGCCUCUUCGACUCCGUGACCAGCAUGGGAUCGCUGAACGUGUCCGUGGUCUUUGGGUUUCUGAACAUGAUACUCUGGGGAGGAAACGCUUGGUUCGUGUACAAGGAGACCAGCUUCCAUAAUCCAUCGAAUGCUGCCACUCAUGGAUCCGGAGGUGUGCCUCCUACAGGGAUGUAACGUGAGAGAGAUCUUCCGGGCGGUGGAUCCGUUUUACAGCCUAUGGCCAACAUCUUGAAGCGUCAAAUUUGUUUCUAAUGAAAGAACUGGCUUUUUCAGUAAAUUGGUUGGUGGAAAAAAAAAUCUGCUUUUUUUACUUAAAAGCAUGUGCCUUUAGAAAUUCAAGAUGUAAAUGUUCCAAACUUUAUAACCUUGGAAGUACAGGGGUCGAUUGAGAUUGUAUACCUUUUUAAAAGUGCAGUUUCUUCAAGUUGUUUGCAUAGCAAAAAUGUUCACUUCCUGAGCUUUGACAAGCAUGUUUAUUCAGGAAGAGGCCGUGUACUGUCCUUAGCGGAAUAUUCACGAGGAGAAACUGCAUUUGGAUUAAGCACUACUGUAAGUUUGUACAGUUCACUCUCCUUAAAAACCUAUCUAUUUUGGGGGGUUUUUUUUUGGUUUGUUUUGUUUUUGGUUGUUUGUUUUUUUUUUUAAAGGCUUGAUUGCAUAAAUGUAUAGUCUUUCCACAGAGCGUUUAGUUCUACUUUAAACAGAGUUCAUGUGGUGGUGUUAGGAAGAUUCUCAAAAUGCAAAGCCGGACAAUUCUUGAAAGGCAGAGAUGGGUAUCUUAACCUGCAAUAGUACGUAGUUGUACAAAAAGCUGUUCGGAGAGAGAGGUUUGGAAAUUUUCACGUGUGUGUGGGUACGCUUUCUCAUAAGGUGAGUUCAGCGAGUCUGUCUUUGAGGCGGGGGGAGGGUGCUCCAUUGUGCUGUGGGGAGCGAUAGGUUUCUAGAAGCCCAUUCAAUGGGAAUAUAAUUUGACUGGGUACUUUCUCACUUUGCCAGCAUACUCUUAGUUUGAUUGGUUUGGUGUCCUGUGUGUGCUACUCUUGUGCAGGGUGAAAUGCGAUUUCCAGAUGAGUUCAGCAUGGUAAGCUACCAUUUUGACACAACCUCUGGGGUGGGGAGGGGAAAUUACAGAUGGUUUUAGGAAUGGUGGACAGCUCUUUGAAAGCGCUAAGCGUAUUUCAGAACAAGUCAAUUAAGUUACUGCGGGAAAUUUAGCGCUAUUAUGAGAGAUGAAUGGGAUUCAAGUUUCACGUUUCUUAAUGCUAGUAUUCUUAUUACAGAAACAGAUUUUUUUUUCCUCAAUUAUGGCCUCAAAGUAAACAGGAGCACAACAGAUGAGCAUGAGGAGGAGGACCCAUUCUUUGCAAACUCAUUUGGGGGCGUCCAGAGUACAGAGUUUCGUUCACCUUUACGCUUGUUUGUGCAGGGAAGUAACGCUCCCUUCCCAUGUAAUUGUUCAUCUGGAGAAGCACAUCUCACUUUGUUUCAUUUCUGUUGCCUUUAUUCAUGACGAUUGUCAGUGAAAUACGGAUGUCUUUACGCAUACCACUUAAUUAAAUGUUGAAGGAAAAUUA